Chelonoidis abingdonii (Abingdon island giant tortoise) is the source of this 1562-nucleotide messenger RNA. RefSeq names its product apolipoprotein L3 (gene APOL3). Gene Ontology annotation, biological process: lipoprotein metabolic process; lipid transport. Gene Ontology annotation, cellular component: membrane; extracellular region. The record is from RefSeq and is a predicted model, not a curated record. Gene Ontology annotation, molecular function: lipid binding. NCBI's taxonomy places the organism in Eukaryota, Metazoa, Chordata, Testudines, Testudinidae.
CUUCAGUCUACACAGACACAGCACUAUGAUUUCUCAGGCAGACUAGCCAGGGGCAGCCAGAGAGGGUGGAAGCCCCUCUUCUUCUCUGCAUGAGAGGUGCUGAAGGACUGGAAUGUAAACAAAAUCACAGAAAUUGCACCUAGUAUUUUCACUAGACAAGAUGGCCUCGGGAACAUUCAGUACUUAUGAAGAAAACAUUGAUGACCACGAUUUGCAAUAUGAUGGCAGCCUGGGGAUCUCAGAGCUUUUGCAGGAGAAAAUAUAUAGUGAGGAGCUGCAGAGGUUGUUUCCUGAAGGGUGGAACUAUGAGGAAAUGUUGCAGGACGUGAUAGACCUUGAGAGGUCUGAAGGCAUCAUCCCCUGGGAAGAGAGUGCCAGUGAAGACAUCAUGGUCUUUCUGAAGCAGUUCCCUGAGCAGAGAAAGGAGAUAGAGAAAUGUAUCCAAUGCCUUAAGGACAUGGCAGACAACAUUGACGAGACCCAUAAGAACUGCACCAUUGCCAACAUGGCCGCAAACUCCACGAGCCUGGCGUCUGGCAUCUUGACGAUCCUUGGGCUGACCUUAGCACCACUGACGGCAGGGGGGAGUUUGGCUCUCACGGCAACUGGGAUCGGCUUAGGGGCAGCAGCAGCGGCUACCAGCAUUUCUGUCGGCAUAUAUGAGAAUGUCAGCAAUUCGAAAGAAAGGAGUAAAGCCAACGACCUGCUGGUGGAAUGCCAAAGCAACCUGAAAACACUGACCCACUCCGAUGAAGUGGAUUUCAGACCCAUAGUCUCCCCAAAGAGCGAGGCCAUGGGCAACCACCUGACACACGUCCUUUCCACCGCUAGUAAAAUUCCAGAGGUAGUAUACAAAAGCGUUAAGGGGAUAAGAACCAAUGUAAGAGCAUUCAAAGUGGUGAAAGCUAACCCUGGUUUGAAGGCCUUAGCACAACGGCUCACCGCGGCCGGGAGUACAGCCCGGAACACAGCAAAGGGGACCAAGCAAGUGCAAAAAGCCUUAGCUGGGACCACCCUUGCCAUGUCCAAAAGUGCGAGGGUGCUUGGUGCCGCAGCCGCAGGAGUUUUUGUUGUGUUUGAUGCCUACAGUCUCGUGAAAGACUCCAUCCAUUUAACUGAGGGGGCGAAGGCAGAGGCCGCAGCAGAUAUAAGAGAAAAAACUAGCCAACUUGAAAAGGACCUUCAGAAUCUCAGUGAACUGUACGAGGAGCUGAAAGGCAUGGUAUAUGAAUAGAUGAGACACAAGUUCCCAUUUCCAGCACUGGGUCAGGAGAAGAACCAAGUCACAAGGGGAGGGGAGAUUGUGGUAGGAAGUCAAAAGCCUGCAAAAGCUACACACGAUGCUAACUAACAGGGAGAUGCCAGCUCCACCUUGACCAAAAGCAUUAAGUAAUCUGAACAGUUCAAAGAGAUUGAUACCAUAAUUUACUCACUCCUGUGUUUGGAAUUCAGUGAAAGGAUCAGGAGACAUCGUGCUACUGAACAUUUUGUUAAUUCAGAACCCGGGACACCAUGAAUCAUCCUGCUAGGAAUUUAUCCUAUUUUGCCUAUGCUUAAGAGAA